GCAUGUUCGCCAUCUUCGCCGCGCUCCUCUGCGGCGCCGCGGCCCUGCAGCCGACCUGGCAGUCUUUGAACCUCCCGCCGCCCAUCGUCCAGGCCCUCACGUCCACCGACGACUACGCGACGCCGACGGCCGUACAAGCGGAGACGAUCCCCGUCGCCCUCGACGGCCACGACUGCCUCAUCCACGCGCAGACGGGGUCGGGCAAGACGCUGGCCUACCUGGCGCCGCUCUUCGCGCGCGUCGACGCGUCGCGGCAGACGACGCAGGCCGUGGUCAUCGUGCCGACGCGGGAGCUGGGGCUCCAGGUCGCGCGCGUCGCGCGGCGCCUCGCGUCGGCGCUCCCGGCGGCGCCCGACGGCAAGCCCGUCAUGGUCAUGUCGCUGCUCGACGGGUCGAGCCACCGGCGCCAGCGCGCCUGGGCCUGGGCCGAGCCGCCCCACGUCGUCGUCGGCAACGCCAAGUCCGUCCACGGCAUGGCCGCGAACGGCGGGUUGCGCUGCGCGGACGCGGUCCGCUACGUCGUCGUCGACGAGGUCGACGCCUUCCUCGACCCGGCGAGGAGCGACGACCGCGCGGCGCUCCACGCCUUCCUCUUUCGCGAGACCCGCCAGACGGUCUUCGCGACGGCGUCCUUGGAACAGCCGCGCCACCUCGCGGAACGAUUGGCCUCCAUGCGCUGGUCGAAGAAGGCGCCGAGCUACGUGCGCGUCGGCGCCGCCGAGGCGACGCCGGGGUCGCUAUCGCACUUCUCCGCGGUCGUGCCCGACAAGGGCGCGAAACUCGCGGUUUUGAGGAAGAUGCUCCGCGACGUCAAGCGUUCCUCGACUCGAUUCGCGGCCAUCGUCUUCUUCGACGAGCGCCGGCCCCUGCAGGCCAUCGCCGACAAACUCGAACAGGCCGACGGCGUCGCGUGCGCGGUCCUCGACGGCCGCGACGACCUGAGCAGCCGAAAACGCGAGGUCGACGCGUACACGGCGGGCGACGUCGACGUGCUGCUCUGCACGGACCUCGCGGCGCGGGGCUUGGACGCGCCGCGGACGACCCUGGUGGUCCAGUUCGACUUUCCCGGCGACGCGACGGCCUACCUGCACCGCGCGGGCCGCGCGGCGCGCCUCGGCCGCGCGGGCGCGGUCCUCACGCUGCUCGAGGCGCGGGAGGCCUUCGCGCUGGAGCGCCUCGCGAACUACCUCCGCGUCGACGUCGACGCGGUGGACGUGAGCCGCGACGGCGCGGCGCGGCUCGUCGUGGAUAAUCACGGGUAGUUUGGUUC
Messenger RNA from Aureococcus anophagefferens, 1270 nucleotides. RefSeq lists its product as hypothetical. Lineage: Eukaryota; Pelagophyceae; Pelagomonadales; Pelagomonadaceae. The transcript is spliced from 2 exons. The annotation marks the transcript as partial. Gene Ontology annotation, molecular function: RNA helicase activity; ATP binding; RNA binding. The record is from RefSeq and is a predicted model, not a curated record.